ACGCAUCGAACAGUGCAGCCAUCGAUUUCCGCCUCCCUUAGCAAGUCAUGACUUACGGAUUGUUCACUCGUGCUUUAACCGCCGUUGUCUCCACGAAGAGCUGCAGCAAUCAAGCGCUACUACUUGGUGUCGCCUCGAAGUUGUCUGCUAUCAAUAAUAGUGCUGUGCGAAAUCAUUUGCAAAAGAACAAUUUUGCCACGAAAAUGAGUCUGCCGCGUUGCUUCUUCGAAAUGACCGUGGAUAACCAGCCGCUUGGCCGGAUCGUUAUCGAGCUGCGUCCUGAUGUAGUCCCAAAGACGGCGGAAAACUUCCGCGCCCUGUGCACCGGCGAAAAAGGAUUCGGCUACAAAGGAUCGAUUUUCCAUCGUGUCAUCCCGAACUUCAUGUGCCAGGGAGGCGACUUCCAGAACCACAACGGCACCGGCGGUAAGUCUAUCUACGGCAACAAGUUCGAGGACGAGAACUUCAACCUCAAGCACACUGGCCCAGGCAUCCUCUCAAUGGCCAACGCGGGCCCUCACACCAAUGGCUCGCAGUUUUUCAUCACCACCGUUAAGACCAGUUGGUUGGAUGAGCGUCACGUCGUGUUCGGCAGCGUUGUCGAGGGCAUGGACGUGGUGCGAAAGAUUGAAUCGUUCGGAUGCCACUCCGGCAAGCCGUCGAAACAGAUCGUCGUCGCCAACUGCGGCGAAUUGUAAUCAUCUUCAGUACUAGCUUCUUCAACUUUCCUCCAGUUUAUUUUUUUUACUAAAUAUUAGCGGCAGAAUGAAUUCAAGAUAAAUCUUCUUACCGAAGUGUAUCAUCGGAAAUCAGUAACGCGUGUGCGCGCGCGAGGUUAAAGAUACGAGACAUCGCUUCACCAUCGCUCAUUAUAGAAAUGCAUUUGUCUGUCACGCUUAACCAACAUUCUUUAUCAAGAAGAAACAGAAUAAAUUGAAAUAUGGUAACAAAUAUUA
Molecule: messenger RNA, 956 nt
Organism: Anopheles nili
Lineage: Eukaryota; Metazoa; Arthropoda; Insecta; Diptera; Culicidae
Product: peptidyl-prolyl cis-trans isomerase-like
Exons: 2
Coding region: 48-698 (216 amino acids)
Biological process (GO): protein peptidyl-prolyl isomerization; protein folding
Cellular component (GO): intracellular membrane-bounded organelle
Molecular function (GO): peptidyl-prolyl cis-trans isomerase activity
Source: RefSeq, a predicted model, not a curated record